This is a messenger RNA of Spinacia oleracea (spinach), 2661 nucleotides long. Its product is annotated as omega-amidase, chloroplastic. The transcript has 10 exons. Gene Ontology annotation, biological process: oxaloacetate metabolic process; L-glutamine metabolic process. The record is from RefSeq and is a predicted model, not a curated record. Gene Ontology annotation, molecular function: omega-amidase activity. NCBI's taxonomy places the organism in Eukaryota, Viridiplantae, Streptophyta, Magnoliopsida, Caryophyllales, Amaranthaceae. Gene Ontology annotation, cellular component: mitochondrion. The coding region runs from base 147 to 1082 and encodes 311 amino acids.
CUAGUAUAUAGAGAUGACCACGGCUUUAGGAGUUUAGGUGUUGACUUAUUCAACAGUGAUAGAGAUAAAUAAACACCUCUUUCCUUUUCAAAUUAUGUAGAUCUUACAUAACCUUAAGAGGUCAAAACCAUCCCCGAAUCUUGCAAAUGAAUAAACACUCACACAGACUCAUGGACACGACAACAGCUUCAAGGACUAAUAUUUCAGUAUCUCCUAUCUCUCGGUUUAAGAUAGCUCUAUGUCAAUUAAGGGUGACUAAUGACAAGGCAAACAACUUGAAUCGCGCUCGAAACAUGCUUGAAGAAGCUGCUAAUAAGGGUGCCAAGCUUGUUGUUUUACCUGAAAUGUGGCUGUGCCCUUAUUCACACGAAUACUUCGAAAAAUGUGGUGAGGAACUUAAUACAGAGGAAUCAUCAGCAACUUAUCACAUGUUGUCGGAAAUUUCUAGUAUUCAUCAGAUUACCAUAGUUGGAGGGUCAAUUCCAGAGAGGAGAAAUGGUCAGAUGUAUAACACUUGCUGUGUGUUUGGACCUGAUGGUAAACUCAAAGCUAAGCAUAGCAAAUUGCAUUUGUUUGACUACUACGAAGCAUCUGGAGAUGUUUCGUUUAGGGAGUCAGACUCCUUCACUGCCGGAGACACACCUACAAUCGUACACACUGAUGUAGGCUGCAUUGGCAUUGGUAUCUGUCAUGACAUACGCUUCCCAGAGCUUGGCAUGCUAUACAGAGCAAAAGGGGCUGACCUGAUUAUAUAUCCUGCUGCAUUCAAUAUGAGCACCGGAAUGGCACUCUGGGAACUGGAAACAAAAGCAAGGGCCAUUGAUAACCAGAUGUUUGUUGCUGUUUGUUCACCAAGCCGGGAUUCUGCUGGAUCUUAUACGAUUUGGGGUCAUUCCAUGCUAGUUGGUCCUAGUGGUGAAGUCAAAGCUAAGGCAGAACAUGGAGAGGAGAUUGUGUUUGCUGAGAUUAACUAUGCUGAAAAUCAGCUUCAGAGAGAACUCUUCCCUCUUCGGAGACAACGGAAGGAAGGGAUUUACAAAUUUCUCGAUACAGAACAGUCGAAGGCAAAUUUCAGUCCCUAAGUAUGUCUAAACUAAGCUUACAAUGUAAUACUCUAGUUGUUUAUAAAUAUCAAAUGUACGGAUUAGGAUUAGGAUUAGGAUUAGCAAGAGGGUUCAAUUGUAUAUUGAGUUUUUGACCCAGUAAUAACCCUUUAAUAUUUUGGACUCGACCAUGACCCGACCUUGAUCCUUGUGAUCCUGACCCAGCCCUCUCAUAAUUUCUUCUGAUCCACUCCGCUAAUGACCCGCAUUAAUGGAUGACAAUUUAGUUCGAAUCUAAUCAGAAUCCAACUCGAUCCGACAAAAAAAUCCGAUCUAAAUUUGAAAACGUAAAAAUGCAAUCUAGACCUUGUAGGAGGUGGAGUUUAUGUAAAAUUACAUUAUUAUUUUUGUGAUUUUAAAUUUCUAAGUGCUAAAAUAAUCCAAACCCGACUAAAAACGACCCUCCGAGGCAAAAUAUUCGAAAUCAGAUAAAUAUAAUCCAAGUCCGAAGACCGGUUCAUAUAAUCCGACCUAUUGUCAUUCUUAUCCGAGACCGACUCGUCCGAUCAAGGUUAUUAAAAUCGUGAUUCUACUUUGAAUCGGAAUGGACUAUUAGAAUCGAAUCGUAGAAUAUUAAGAUUCUACGAACAAGUUUAAUCAAUAUUUUAUUCUCACAUAUUAUCAUUUAAAGUGCUUAUAUUAUAGGUGAAAAGAAAAAGUGUAUAAUCGUAAAUACUAAAUACGAUUUGGAUCGCGAAUUUAAUAGGGGAUUUUUAUUGGGGAUUUUUAAUUGACGCCAACGUUGGUUAAAAACGCCCUAAUUUAUUGUGUAAAAUUACAUAUUUACCCUUUUAAAGAAAUCCACCCCCACCCCCUCCACCCCUCAUCAAAGUUCCGACAACUAUACCAACCACCAAAAAAAUUCAGCCGGAAGAAAAUGUGUCUGACUACGUAGAAGUAUUGGAUUUGCUCUGUUUUGCGGCCUCCGUCACUGCUUGAGUAUUCCUCUCUGUGUAUCUCCCUCCAAUAAUUCCGUCCACCCACGCAUUUUCUACCGCAUAUUCGGACCACCCACGCAUAUUCUGCUGCAUAUUCCGACCACCCACGAGGCUCGCGAGUAGGAGGAAGAAGGGUAGACCACCGGGGAAGGUCCGCGCACAGCGUUUGCAGGGAAGUCAAGGUUGUCGCGCACAGCGUUUGCAGGGAAGUCAAGGUUGUCGCGCACAGGCUGUGCGCCGGCGAUACGGCAGUGGCGCAGAUCUUAUGCGAGACCUCCGUGUCACCGGCGCACAACCUGUGCGCGGCUUCCUUGUCAUUCCCGCAAAGGCUGUGCGCGGGAUAGAGCAGAGCAACGAUUUGAUUUUAUUUUUAUAAUUUUUUUUUUAUUCCAAACAAUUAUUGUCAAAUGUCAAUACUCAUUCCAAACGAUUCAAUUGUGAUAUGACUGCAAAACAAUAUGGGUAUUAGCAAUUGCAGAACAACUUGCCGUCGUUGCCGAUGGUAGACUUUGAAUUUCUGCUCACUACUAAGUCAUGAGAAUUAUUGCUCAAUUAUUUUUUAUUUUAUGUUAUUAUUAUUAUUGUUUAAUUUUAUAUAUGCUAUUAUUAUCAUUGUUUAA